Pocillopora meandrina is the source of this 4812-nucleotide messenger RNA. Lineage: Eukaryota; Metazoa; Cnidaria; Anthozoa; Scleractinia; Pocilloporidae. The record is from the annotation of a GenBank genome assembly.
AUGGCUGCCGCUUUGGACCCAGAUGAGGUGCUUCGUUCUUCGAAAGGGAGAGAUAAUUAUCAGCGUCUGGCUCGGCUUUUGAUAAGUGGAGGUACUGUGCUAUUGAGGGAGGCUUUUGAUAUCAAAUGUCCACCAAGUAAUCUUUCCACAACACUUCAAAAUCCAGCCACGAAGAAGCUACUUAAGGCAGCAAAGCUCACAAAGCCUCAGAGGGACUGCCUGUACCCUUCCCCAGGAAUGUACGGAAAGUCAACAGACUUUGAUAUAACUCUCCUUUUCCGGUUGCUGAGGACAAUAUGCGGCCUUGCCCCUCCUGUCACGGGCUGGGAUGCGCUACCGGCAAGUACAGAUGACAGUUUAGAAGCAGAUUUAGCUAGAAUCAAAUAUUACCGCAAUUCGAUAUAUGGUCAUGUGACCGAGAACAUGGAAAUCUCAGAUGACGAGUUUUUAGUUCUUUGGAGAGAAAUCAGCGGGGCUCUGGUGGGAGUUGCGGGUCAAAUCAGCCCUGCAAAGGCAAAAGAAUGGCAGAAUGCUAUUGAUACAUUUUUAAAAGAUCCCCUCACAGAGGAAGACAAGAGACACGAGCAGGAAUUGCAGCGCUGGUACCAGAAUGACACAGAAGUAAAGGAAUGCCUGGAAAAGGUAAAAUCUUCAAUGAAGAAUUUGGAGAAAGAAGCUCAAUACUUAAGACAAGAGGUUCGAGAAGAAGCCCAAGAUAUUAAAGAUGAGCUCGGCGGGAAAGUAGAAUCUACAGCCCAACAAGUGCAGCGCUUAGGACAAGACAUCAAAGAUGAGCUCGGAGGGAAAGUAGAAUCUACAGCCCAACAAGUGCAGCGCUUAGGACAAGACAUCAAAGAUGAGCUCGGAGGGAAAGUAGAAUCUACAGCCCAACAAGUACAUCGCUUGAGGCAAGAGUUUCGAGAUGAAGCCCAAGACAUCAAAGAUCGAUUAAAACUGGGUGGGCGACCCACUUCCUCAGCUGGAGGUCAGCUUGUUGAUAUUUACUGUAUAUCUAUUACUUGUAAAGCAUUUUUCCUUUUACAUAAGCACUUACGUAACGCACAAGGGUCACAUGUACGGUGCACAUUGUACACUUUUUAUGACAGAAAUGGCUUCAUAUAUUUUUGCAGCGGAGAAAUGUCAAUUAUUUAUCGUUACUUGACUAUAGCCGGACGACCAUUCAUAUUAAUUGCCUGUUUUGCCUCUGUUGUGAAUGGUUAGUCGCUGCAGUUACUGACACUUUUUCCCCUUACAGUUAAAAUUCGAAUGAGGAUUGAUUGUGAGACCAUCCCAGACCCUCAUCCGCCACUUGAGACAUCAGAGACAGUGGUCAUAGCCAGUCAGGGUACCCAAGCUUGUGGCGACGAGCUGGUAGUUACUGGAACGUCAGAAGGAACGUCUGAAGACACACAGGAUACCCAGGCCGGAUGCCACGAGAUGGUAGUUACUGGAGUUAAGCGUAAGGCAGUGGAACCUGUUGCAUCUGCUGGUCUACCACUCGCGGGAAGAACAGAAAGCGCCGAGGAAGGAGGUUCUCAAGGAGUUAUGAAUUUCAUCGCGCGCAAGUACUUUCAGACGGUUGACACAACCAAACCUGAGGAAUUAAAUGGUUUUCUACGGUUUUUAACAGAUGUGCGCAAAGUUCUAGUCCUAGACGCACAAUCAGGAAGUUUGUUAUUGACAGCACUAUGUAGCUCAUUGGAAAUACUGGAUGCCCUGUGGUAUGACUAUUGCACAGGUCACCUGAAUGACAUGGCACAGAAAUAUCUUGUGACAAAGGAAGUUCUGAAGGAGUUUGGCUUGACUGAGCUGAAACUGACAACAACUAUUCAGGGGGAGGAGUACAUGGCUGCACGAAAGUUGUUUCUGCAGGGUUCAGGUGAGUACACAGAAAAUGUUUCGGAGAGUUGUCUUUAACCGAAUAAAUAGGGCAUCGUCGUCGUAAAUGGUUUAAAACACGUUAGCAUAGGUUUUCAUGUUUUGUUUUUUUUUAUGCUUUCUCAUACAUGUUUACAAAUUUGUUGUUUCAUCACAUUCAGACAGGUAUCAUUCAUGAAAUUUAAUUAUCAGAUUUAAUACUUGUGCUCUCUUUAUUUAAUCGAGAGAUGGGGAUCGAGGACAGAGGGAGGCGACGCUAAGACGUCCUCACGACCUUUUGACAUUUUUAGGAAACUGAUCCAACUCCUUAUAUCGGGUUAGCCCAAAGUAGUAAAUAUCUUGUCAAGUCAAUAGUUUAACAAAAUGAACAAAUUUCUUUGAAUAGCCUGCUAAGAAAUGCAUGGUCGUCAAUUUGCAGAAUUGUUCUCUAUAAAUCACUGUAAAAAAGGAAAUUUAUGUGACCCGAGCACUCAAUCUGGCUAUCCUUCUCUCAUACUGAUAGACAGAUUCGUACUGGGAGUGGCUAAAAUGAUCGAAAAAUGCUUUACAAAGAUCGCUUGAAUAUAUUUGCGAUGGAUAAAGCUUACAAUAAUCAAUCAUUCAAACAAUUUAUAAGGGCGUCUGAUGAUGCUACCUGCUCUAUCAUCUCUAAUCUUGAACGAAGCUGAUGUAAAUUCUUUUCAUAUUUGCUUUCAGAUCAAGGUCCACUUGGAAUGACAAGUAACAGAAGUAUCGCAAUCGGCCAAAAGUCGACAUCCUGUGAAAACCUCCACGCUAUCGCACCAGGAACAAUGGGAAAAGGUUCUGUUGGCUCACCGGAGAGUCUACUUGAAAAACUUGAAGGAGUUCCGGACGAUAUCCGUGUUUUCAAGGGGGAACUGGAAGGAGAUCUUCCCCCUGAAACGUUGUCAAGGCCACCACGACGGCUAAAUCUUCGAGGUGGCGGGCAAAUCUUUGUAAAAACAUUGACUGGAAAGAUGAUCACUUUGGAAGUGGAACCGUCAGACACCAUUGAGAACGUGAAAACAAAAAUUCAAGACAAAGAAGGAAUUCCACCGGAGCAGCAAUAUUUAAUCUUUGCCGGGAAGCAAUUGGACGAUGGCCGUUGUUUGAGUGACUACAAUAUUCAGAAAGAAUCAAUACUUCACUUGGUUUUAAGACUGCGUGGUGGCAUACAAAUCUUUUUAAAAACAUUGACUGGAAGGAUAACCAUUUUGAAAGUGGAACCGUCAGACACCAUUGAGAAAGUGAAAAAAAAAGUUCAACACACAGAAGGAAUCCCUCCAGACGAGCAACGUCUUAUCUUUGCCGGGCAGCAAUUGGAAGAUGGACGUUGUCUGAGUGACUACAAUGUUCUCAGAGAGGCGACUCUUCACUUGGUUUUAAGACUGCGUGGUGGUGGCAUUCAAAUCUUUAUAAAAACAUUGACUGGAAAGACGAUCACUUUGGUAGUGGGCCCUUCAGAGACGAUUAAGAACGUGAAACUGAAAAUUCAGGACGAAGAGGGUAUCCCACCAAGCCAGCAACAUCUGAUCUUUAGGCGGCAAGAACUCGAAGACCACCAAACGUUAAAAGAGUACAAAGUCACAAACAAAUCUUCGGUACAUUUGCGACUCGAGGACGAACUUGAUAGAAUACUUAUCAAUGUGGAGUUUCCAACUGGAAGGAAGAUUUUUAUAAAUGUUUCACCAAAGGAUGAUUUUGAGAGCGUGAGAAAGAUGAUCUGUGAUAGAGAAGGGAUUCCAGUUGAUCAACAACGCCUCAGCUUUGUUGGCAAAGAAGUUGUAGACGACCACCUUCCUCUGAGUGAGUACCACAAUGAGAUUGAAUUAUCUUUGCAACUGGAUGUGAAACAACAAAAAAAUGAAUUCCUUCUUCAUGUGAAGACACCAUCUGGAAAAACAAAGAUCAAAGUUGAAGCUGUAUCAGGAGAUACCAUCCAGGAUGUGAAAAGGAAAAUAAUGGAAGAGAUUGGAAUACCGCAACAUCAGCAACUACUUAUGUUUAACAGUCAGGAAAUUGAAGAUGAGCGCCGCACGCUGGAAAGCUACGACAUCAACAGCGACUCCAUCAUUGAACUGGUUAUCAGAAGAACACAUAGCAACGAAAGGCAUAUUUACGUGAAAAUGCCUAAUGGUAUAAGAAUCGUAGUAGAUGUAUCACUGGAAGAUACCAUCGCGGAUGUGAAAGAGAAAAUAAAAGAAUUGAUAGGAACGCCGGUCAACAAGCAGCUAAUCACUUUUGGUGACACAAAGCUCGAAGGUGACAACAAACUGAGUGAUUUCGGUGUGGAAUAUGGAUCCACAGUUUCAAUGAUCACCAGUUCUACUACUCUGAAGAAGUGCAUCGUAAGUUAAUUAAACUAGGCCUAGCAUAAAUCUCAAAAUGGAGUGCUUAGUUGUAGAAGACAAAGCGAUUUGACAGCUCCAUAAAAGAAGCAGACAGACUUUUCUUCAGUUUGGGAACGAGUUAAAAUGCGAUGUUUGAGAGAAUCCUUUCAGCUCUUUUCAUAGAUCUGACAAUGCAGAUACCGCUGAUCAUUGAAAUUAUUGAACCUGGAGUUAGUUCCAAGAUGGCCAGUCACCAAAGGAUGACAGAUCUUGCGCUAGGCUUUGGCGCGCAAAACGGAUUUUAAGUCGUUUGCGCGUUCGAUUUUCUAUUUUGUUGCUUGUAGGCGUUGUUUCCUUGCCGCUUUUCUCUUAAAGAACAACCGCCAAAAAUUAAGUUUGUACACCCCCCUAAAUAUUAUUAAAAAACAGAGCCAUUUUUCCUUAAGAAUUUCAUUUAUUGAAAGGCAUCAGAAUCUUGAAGCAUGUAAAACAUGUAGGAAUGUAAAUGACGAUAGGCUUUUUAUACGAAGAUAUUUAUACCGAUAACUUUUUCCAGCAUUCAUUUCUGAGCUUCAAGAUAUCACGAGGUAACUAUGUAACAGUC